AAAAAUGUGUUGUCUUUCCCAGGAAUCAUCAAAGUUGUAGUGUACUGAAGACAGUGUCUGUACCCAGCGCAGGAUUACAUGCUGUAGAAUACUUCCACGCAACAACACAAAUGGGACUGGUGUUCAUAGUUCUGAUAUGCCAAGCCUUAAAACAAAAGGAUCUUGGGCAUGGCUGUUUCAUUAUUGCACUCAAUCCAAUCAACAACAGACUUMAAAGUCUAUUCAGAUGUUUAUCUGAUUCUCACAGUCUUGUUCAGACUGGAAGUGGUUGUGGUCAAUACAUAGCCUUGGGGUACAACAAUGGGAACGUAGGUCUUUGGAAUAUUGUUUCUUCCCAAACAGCUGUGAAUAUACCUGUCUUUAAAGGUUGUGUUGACUGCAUUAGUUUUCAUCCUACAAGACCAAUUGUUGCAUUUGGUGGUCCACAAGGAUGCGUUCAUCUGUACUCACUACGCUAGAUAAGAAAACCGCUGUCAUCAGAAGGUCAUUUAUCAAAAAUAUAGGAUUGGAAAUAGAGUACUUAAUAUUAAAAUAUGAACAUGAUGAAAACCCCGAGAACUGAUGACUUCAAAAAAAAAAAAAAAAAAAAAAAAAAAAAAACCCAAAAAA
This is a messenger RNA of Exaiptasia diaphana, 609 nucleotides long. RefSeq lists its product as uncharacterized. The coding region runs from base 111 to 458 and encodes 115 amino acids. NCBI's taxonomy places the organism in Eukaryota, Metazoa, Cnidaria, Anthozoa, Actiniaria, Aiptasiidae. The record is from RefSeq and is a predicted model, not a curated record. The transcript is spliced from 5 exons. Gene Ontology annotation, molecular function: protein binding.